AAUUUCGUUUUGCGAUUUGCGACUUUUGCGUAAUAAAAUCGUAAAUAAAGUUGGAUUGGAGGAAUCAUAUGUUCACGAAUUUGCUAUUUUCUUGAUUUUAUAAUUUUAGUUCUCGGAUAUAAUUAUUUCAUCAAUCAGUAUGGGUGGAAAACAUAAGAUGGCAAAUCGAACAAAAAAUAAUGUCAGGCCAUCCAGUAGUGGAAGAAGUGCCGAGUUUUUGGGGUCUACAAUGGUUCCAUUUGUGGGCUUCUCAACUAUGAAAGAUUCAACAUUUGGUUUCUCUCUAUCAACAACUGAAGAAUUGGACUCCUCAAUAGAUCCAAAUAUUCAAGUUAUAUUCAAGAAACUAUCAAAGAAAGAUUCAACCACGAAAAUAAAAGGGCUCCAGGAACUAGCAGAUUUAAUAAAAAACUCUGACCAGGAUACUGUGAAGGCAGUGUUGCCCUUAUGGCCUAGGUUCUACAAUGUUUUUGUUACUGAUAUUGACAAUCGAGUCAGAGAAGCCACACAUAGUGUCCACCAUCAGAUCAUUUUGAAAGCCAAGCGCAACAUUGCCCCAUUUCUGAAACAGCUAAUGGCACCCUGGUUCACAUCACAGUAUGACCCUUAUCCACCUGCUGCUAGUGUUGCUUCACAGGCACUCAAGGAUGCAUUCCCACCUAACAAAAUUCAAGAGGCAAUUGCAUAUUGCCAGGAAGAAAUUCUGCAUUACUUGAGUGAUAACUUAUUUAUACAAACUCCUCAAACACUGUGCAACAUGAAACAUGUUUCUGCUGAAGAAGCAGAUGCCAAAUAUGAAAGAGUUCUUAUAUCUUGCCUCCAGGGAUACCAAUUUUAUUUGGAAAAAGUUUCUGUAGAACAAAUACAGAAUGUAGUUGAAUUGAAUAAUAAUAUAGUGGGCAAUAGUAAAUUUUGGAAAUUUGGGAAAAAUAAAGUAGCCUAUAUCAGAGCAACUUGGUUCAAAUUGAUAUCAAUCAUUUGCCAGAAAGCUCCAUUUCUAUUAGAUGGUAAAGGUGCUCAAGUUACUGGAAGUGUUUUUGGUAAUUUGGAGGAGAGUGAUCCAACAGUGUUACCUAGUGUUUGGGAAGCUGCCCUCUUAACAAUGUCUACUAUAGAGAAUUGGUGGACUUUCAUCAAUGUUGAUAAAGUGUUUUAUCCAAAAUUGUGGAAAAUACUAAAACAAGGGGGCCAAGGCAAUGCUGCAGUAAUUUAUCCAAGCUUACUUCCUGUACUCUCCCAUUUACUUCCAAUUGUAAAUGAUAGUUCAUCUGAAUUUUAUGAUAAGUUUUUUGAAAAUUUAAGAUUGGGUAUGAGACAGAAAACCACAAUUGCCAGCAAAUCUGAAUCAAUUGCAGUAGCUACUGCAUAUGUAGAAUGUUUUCAGUUCAUAAUCCUGAGAAAACAAGACAAGGAACACUUCUGUAAAACAAUGAUUAAAACCCAUUUGCUGACUGUAAUUGAAUGGUGUCUUACAGAAGACCACCUGAGCUGUAAGACUAUUUUCAGUAAAGUAGGGGCUUUGGUACAGUUUUUGAGUAGAAAUUCAGAAACUCCAGCUCUGACUUCAUACCUAGACUUUCUUUUUGAAAGUGUCAGGGAUUUGUUCAGAGAGACACUAUUCAAUUUGAAGGAGAAUCCUGACUACCAACCUGAAUAUGUUUCAAGCAAACAGUUAGAGUUCCUUAGGUUUCUCAAGUCCUCUGGUAAACCUAAGAAGCAAUUCAAGGUUAAGUUUAUUAGUGAUGAUGUUGACUCCAAGGAAGACAAGCUAGGCCAUUUACCUUCAAUUAUAGAAUCAGAUAAGAAAUAUCUUGAUAAACUCAAUGUUCUUGUCUACAAAGUCUGCCAGGACUAUGUGGAAUAUAUCCAGGAGAAACAAUCCACUAUAUUAUUUGAACAACUCUGGUCACUGAUCAUAGAUUUUGACAGUAAUAUUUUCUUUGUUAACCUCAAUGAAAAAAUGAGGCAUAAGAAUCCAGAUUCCAGACUUGUAGAUAUUUAUUAUGAUUUGUUGCACAAUUGGAUGAUAUCAGAGACCCAAUGUUGUAAACGUGUGAUGAGCUUGACUUUUUUGCUGUUGCUGUAUGUUGAAAAUGAUGAAAAACUGAGGAUAUUGGAAACACUUUCAGAGGUUCCAAAUGAGCAGUGCUUGAGUUGGGCCAUUUCUGAAGCGUUAGCCCAUCCCCAUAACAAAGAUCCUAUUAUCCACAAUUGGUUGAAAACUGAAAGGGUUUCAGAUUUUCUAGUGUCAAUCGUCGAUUUGGAAAUCAAUGACAAAUGCCCUCCAGAACUGGGAAUUUUAUUGAAAUUGGCUCUGACGGAAAAUGAUGAAGGAGAACUCUUCGUUGAGAGUACAGCAAUCGCAAAAAUAAUCGACAAACUCGUACAAGUAUUGAAAAAUCACCCUGACCACCCAAUAACUGCAGACUCCUGUGCCAGCUUAGCUGCAUACGUCUCGGCGAUAGUCUACACGGAAACCCUCCUCCUUUCCUACAACGAUACUCUUCUGUUGGCUCUCUUUCAUCUCUCCUGCAACUCCCAAAUUGACAACGACAUCAUUUCCGAAGAAACCAUGUACGAGGUGAAUAGCGCCUGGCAAGAUGCCCUGUCGCUCCUUGCGAAAGCUCUUCCUAGAGAAGACAGCUUGAAGCUAACCUCAAAGUUGGCAGAAGUUGUCAAGCGGGAGUUUUCGGCUAUCGAUCUGGAAGAGAACAAGUUGAACCAUCUUGUUGUUGUCGACGUCAAUGCUUUGAGGGCUAUAUACAGGAGUCUACCGCUUGCUCUAUCAGAUUUUAUUCGCGUUUUCUUGGACAACAGCUUCCUCAAGUCAUGUGGUGAAUACAUCAUUGAUAUUUGUAUGGUGGCUGAAUAUGUAAGGGGGGAAUUGUGUAGCCCCUAUGAGGAUAUCAAGGUUAACGCAGUUCACAAAAAAGCUGAUGGUGACAAGAAUGAAGCCAAGUAUUUUGCGUGGACUUAUCUGACACUAGCAGUUUUAUCUUCGAAAUUGGAGGAGGGUGCUGAAUAUGAUGAAGAAGAGGAGGAAGACGGUAUUGAAGGGGAUAUUGAAGAGAGAGCUGUGAUUUUGAAUGUUAUCGACUAUAAUGAAGGUUAUUUGGGUCAAGUCUUGCACGAUCUUGGCGUUGGACAAUCAUAUCUGGCAACCUACAAAAAUACAAAAUGUUACGAUCAAAUAUUGAACUAUUAUGUCCUCAUCGAAGCAAAACUGAAAACCACAUUAGAACUCAUGGACGAUACUUUCAAAGCGCAGUUGAAAGCCACUAUAAGAGAUAAAUCGACCAAACUCGGCUGGUUUUGGGCCAAAUCUGCUUACAUUCUGUACACGGACAUAUCUCCCGAACCUCUCACCGACAUUUACGCUGAAUUCGUGCAACAGAGGACUGGUACAUGUACUUUAGGUGCUCUCCACCUAACCCAAGUGUUCAGUAAGCAUCUCGACUACGAUCUGGUUCGAUACAGUUUCGAUGCUAUCGGUGACGUCAUCGUGCUGAAUAGUCUGAUUCGUUGUGAGGACAUCGAUGUACAAAUUGCGGAAGUUUUCACUAAAAUAGAGAGGAUCAGGAAUGAAAAUGUGCCCAGGUUUUCCUAUGCCGUUAGCAAUAUCUCCUGGGAGAAGACUCAAGAAAUCAUUGAAAUAGUUCGAUUAUGUUCGUCUCUGAUGAAGUAUAAGUUCAAUUCCCUCAGUCAAAGACAUUGGGAUUUUGCAGUUCUGUCUCUUGUUGGUUGGGCAUCCAACUGUUUGAAGACAAGAGCAGCUCAUGAUAAAUAUCAAUUUCAGGCUCUGUUGGUAGCAGUCAUGAAACUGUACGUGAACGUUGAUAACCAAAUCAAAGAAAUACAAAAUCAGUCUGUGAAGAGUAAUUUCAUUGAAGAAUGGAAAGACGUUCUUGUUGAAAGUAUUCACUGCGAUCUGGCUCAAUUUUGGUUGUAUUUGGCUGAACAACUGGAGCAGAAAACCGAUUCAAUAACGUACUUACCUCUGGUACAAGAAUUCGGAUCUUUCCUAAACAACACGUACUACGAAUACAUUUUCAAAACUAACGAUACGUCGUUACCGAAAUGGACGAAAUUCUUGAAAAGAUGCUGUUCCCUGCUGGUGAAUCGUCAGCCGAAUCUGCAGCUUUGGGGGUACAAGAUGCUGAUGAAUUUGGUACCUGGUCUCGUGAAAAUUGACAUGGAAGCGGUGAAUACGAACACGCCACACAAGAAGGGCCUCAUUUUCGAGCAGUUUAAAGAAAAAUUGGUCCAAACACAUGAAAUUGUCGAUAGCAUGCUUAUGGAAUUCAGGUUGGGAGAAGAUAUUUGUAGAGUAGAACCAUCCACAGAUUCGUUCACGUACUGUUUCGCCUAUUUGUUACUUUGGGAUAUUCUCCUGUCACUCUGUGAUCAGUCUUCCACCGAAUUACGUUUCCAAUAUGUCGACUGGCUGAGGAAUGAAGAUUUGCUGAAAAACUUCCUAAACAAUUUAUUCAGACUAAUGCCCACAUCAGUUUCGAGAAAAGUGAUAAAGGAUUCGUUUUUGAGGAAACCCGAGAUUGAUAUAACAGAUACCUGCGACAGCGAGAAAAUAGAAUCAUUGGUGUGCUGGCUGUAUUCGUCUUCGUUGACACAACUACCUGCCCUCGUACGACAAUGGUGGACCAGUUUGGAUAGCAAACUGUCCCAAAUGGUGGAGAAAGUGACGCAAACAUUCGUCUCCGGAAACUUGGUGACACAGGAAUUGAACGAGUUGGUGUCCAAUCAGAGUAAAUUCAAGAACAUGACAUUGAGAGUUAUUCCUGGUAGCAGAGAAGUGGUGGCGACUUACACCGUAGACGAAUCGCAAGUGGAACUGCUGAUCAAGUUGCCUGCAAACUAUCCUCUGGGGAUGCUGGAGGUGCAUUGCAACAAGCAAAUAGCCGGAGCCGCCCACAAACAGUGGAUACUUCAGUUCAAAAAAAGUGUCGUUCACCAGAAUGGUAGGAUAUGGGAUGGACUGUCCCUAUGGAAUAACAAUUUGGACAAGAAAUUCGACGGUGUGGAGGAAUGCUACAUCUGUUUUGCAGUUCUGCAUCCGGGGACCUAUCAGAUGCCGAAGUUGUCUUGUCAGACAUGCAAGAAAAAAUUUCAUUCAGCCUGUUUGUACAAAUGGUUCAGGACCAGCUACAAGAGUUCCUGUCCUAUAUGUCGAAACUUAUUUUAACUGUUAUACAAACCAAUUAUUUUUAUAUGAUUAUUCAAGCCUGAAUUGAAUAUAUUAUUUAUUAUACAGAUCAUUUUUUCUCUCUCAUCAUCUGGAUCCGAGCUAUAGAGAAAGUGUGGAUUUAUGCAGCGUCAUUUAACAUGUAUCAUUUAACAAUUAUCAUUUAUCAUGUAACAUGUAGAAUGUUGGCCAACUUUUAACUUCUUACAUUAAAUGAACCAGAUUUUCCUAUUGUGCGCAACCUUGUACGCAAAUUAUCUCGGAUUGGUCCGCCCGGUAAUGAUAUUAACCUAAAAAUUAAAUGUCAGGCCGUCAACAGCAUCAUCAGGACAAAAAGCGCUUCUGCCUCUUCCAUUUCAGGAAACAAAUGUUCAUAUGUUUAUAACAUUUGAUAAUGUAUUAUUUUUUUUUUUACAUAAAAAAGGGGGGUUAGGUUGAAAGGACUGACUUGUGCGCAUGCGUAUAAUUUCUUCUUAAAUGGUAAUUUGGUCUGCAUAGAUGGUACCAUUUUCGCUACUUGUUACAUGAUAAAUGUUAAUUGAUAAUUGUUACCAUGAUACAUGUUAAAUGAUGCUGCAUAAAUCCACACAAAGUUGGUUAAAUAAUAAAUGUCCGUUAUUACCCUAAGUAUUAAUCAUGCUGUAAAUUGGAAGUGCAUCUCUUAUUACUCUAGAUCCUUAUACCGAGAGCGAUGAAAAAAUGAUCAGUCAAUACAGGCAAGAAAGUAAGUCGAUUUUUUCGUCUUUUCUUUUUCAUUUGAUAUCUUUCAUUUUGUAUAUAUUAUGUAAUAUCCAAUAAAAAUAUUUUUUCAAGUAGGG
Phaedon cochleariae (mustard beetle) is the source of this 6018-nucleotide messenger RNA. NCBI's taxonomy places the organism in Eukaryota, Metazoa, Arthropoda, Insecta, Coleoptera, Chrysomelidae. The record is from the annotation of a GenBank genome assembly.